AUGGAUCAACAGUUCUGGGAUGGCACUGUCGAGUUCUUCAAGACACUACUACUCAAACAUAAUGGAUACAUUCCAGAGAUAUGUUUCCAUCAAAUAUCAAGACAACUCAAUCAACUACAAAACAUACCAAUCACUGAACUUAAGAUAUUCUGGAUUGAUCGCAAUGAUAUACAAUCGAGAGAUCCCAUCCAACCGGGAAUUUUCCCGUCAACAUUGACCAAACUAUACUUGUUAUCCCACCAUAUCUUCGAACCAUGCUUCGACCUGACCUACCUACGAUCACUCACGACCCUCCGAUAUGUCAGUGAUCAGCCUUCUAUUGGGGCUGGCCUUCCAGAAUCUCUAACCUCACUUAGUGUGGGAUCACUUAUCAUCCAGCCCAGUCUCAACCUCCCUCCAAGCAUCACUCAUCUGGUCGUCCAUGGAGAGAGUUCGCCCCUCCAGGUCCAACAGCCUCAAUCAUUGAGGUCAAUGAUCAUCAACUCGUCAUCAAACAUAUCAACUCAAGGCUACACCGAUCUAAGACAGAUCAAUAUUGGUUGCCUUGACGACAAUGACCUCGUACACUUCACAUCGGACACACUUCCAUCACUAUAUAGCAUGGAUGUUGGAUUCAAGGACAAUGGCCUUGCCCCAAUCCAACUUAGGUCCCUCCCUGUAUCUCUUCGAAGACUUAGAAUGGUGACUCAGCGACCAAUCGUCUCCCUUCCAAGUGGCCUUGAAUGGCUCGAAAUUACCUUUCUAAGUCCAUUGCAAUAUCUCUCCAGUAUAAAAUGGCCGAGCCCAUCACGGAUCGGAACACUGAGAUUGCACUCAUACUGUCACGAGAGAUUUGUCGAUAUUCCCUGGUCGGUGACAUCACUGAAGAUCUACUCACAGAUGAAAAGAGUAACAUUAUUGAAGUCUACGAUCAAGAAGUUAUUGUUAGACCGCGGUUCGACAGGGCGCUACGCACCUGAGCCACGUGUCAUUGUUCAUCGGACCAAACAACAAAACUUGGAAAUCAUUCAGAAUCUACCGUUGGACAUCCAGCGACUUCAACUACACAUUGGACAUGGCAAAGAACGGUUGUUUGAUCUCUUGAGGAUCACUCCAACAUUGUUCUUCAAAACUGAUCCGAACCUUGUGCGUUCUGGCUUCAUUGACUUGGAAACACUCAAAUCACUCAAUACAUAG
This is a messenger RNA of Acytostelium subglobosum LB1, 1176 nucleotides long. RefSeq lists its product as hypothetical. Lineage: Eukaryota; Evosea; Eumycetozoa; Acytosteliales; Acytosteliaceae. The coding region runs from base 1 to 1176 and encodes 391 amino acids. The transcript has a single exon. The record is from RefSeq and is a predicted model, not a curated record.